Molecule: messenger RNA, 1619 nt
Organism: Pomacea canaliculata
Lineage: Eukaryota; Metazoa; Mollusca; Gastropoda; Architaenioglossa; Ampullariidae
Product: arginine-hydroxylase NDUFAF5, mitochondrial-like
Exons: 11
Coding region: 155-1291 (378 amino acids)
Biological process (GO): mitochondrial respiratory chain complex I assembly
Cellular component (GO): mitochondrion
Molecular function (GO): S-adenosylmethionine-dependent methyltransferase activity
Source: RefSeq, a predicted model, not a curated record
UACUAGGUCCUUGACAAUAAUGGUCUCCCUUGUUUGAUCACCUUCAAGGUGAUGUCCCUUGCAGCAACAUCAACAAAAAUCCUUAAACAAAUCAUCGGCUGUACAUAGUGUGACUCGCGUUUAGUGGCAUUUGCAUGUGAGUACUUCAAUAACGAUGCAAAGAUAUUGUAAAUCGACAUUAAAUCCAACUUGGUGUACGUUACGUUACAUUGUACAGUUGUCGAGGUCUUCAUCCCGCAAAAACGCUGCUUGGCUUGACCAGUCGACGAACAGUCAGCCAUGCCGAUGCUUGAAUACAGACCCAAAACAUGAAGAGGCAGACGCCAGACGGAAACGACAGGACACCAUCAUGAACGUAUUUGACAGGAAAGCAAAACGCAUCCAGCGUGACCGUGCUGCUGUGGCUGAAAACCAUCAAGUAUUUGACUACAUAAAAGACGAGUUUGGAUACAGACUUGCAGACCGAAUAUGUGACAUAAAACGAAAAUUUGAUGUUGCAGUAGAACUGGGAUGUGGCAAGGGAUUUGCUUCAAAGCAUGUAUACAGUGAUAUGGUAACAAGGCUUUACCAGUGUGAACUGUCCCAGAAACUUCUGGAACUGUCUCACUCAUCCCCAGAAGUAGCGACCUACAAAGUCAUUGCAGAUGAAGAGUUUUUUCCCUUUAAAACAAACUCCCUGGACCUGGUAUUUAGUAAUCUCAGCUUCCACUGGGUCAAUGACUUGCCUGGAUGUUUUCAUCAGAUUUACGAUGCUUUAAAGAAUGAUGCUGUGUUUCUGGGAAGCAUGUUUGGAGGUGACACACUGUAUCAGCUACGUGUGGCAUUGCAGCUGGCUGAGCUAGAGAGGGAAGGGGGUUUUGCACCACAUGUGUCACCAUUUACGGAUGUGCGUGAUCUUGGAAAUCUGCUUGCUCAAGCAGGGUUUACCAUGCUGACCAUAGAUAUUGAUGAAAUGACUGUCAACUAUCCAACAAUGUAUGAAGUUAUGUUUGACUUGAAAGGAAUGGGAGAAAACAACUGUGCCUGGUCAAGAAAGACUCAGCUGCACAGAGACACUAUGAUUGCUGCUGCUGCCAUCUAUCAAGAUAUGUAUGGCAAUGAGAAAGGUGUACCUGCAACUUUUCAAGUGAUCAACUUCAUAGGUUGGAAGCCUGAUCCAACACAGCCACAAGCUGCAAAACGUGGGUCUGGUGAGAUAUCCCUGAAGGAUCUGGACAAAAUUAAUCAGUUGGCUUCACAGAGUGAAGAUCACCAGACCAACCAAGAUUUCACUUCCCCCAAAAAAGAAUGAAGACAUGAAACACACUCUCAAAGGACCUGUUAACUGGAAAAUGUCUGCCUGAAGAAAGGCAAAGAAGAGAGCCUCACCUGAAAAGACAUUGUGGCUUGUGGUGUGAGGUGGUGUCUGGGGUGUGCUGGGGGUAGGAGGAGUAGUGCAGAUAGGGGAGGAAGAUUCCUCUUCUUCAAAAGUCUUUGGUACACUAACAUUGGGGGGUACGGUGUGACUUUUGCUAGUAGGCCCAUGCCGAUGGCUGGAUGGUUUGAUGCCAGGUGACUUCAAGGAAAAGUCAUAUUUCUUUGGCUGAGAAGAAUAAAAAAAGCUCCUUGUUAUUUACAAA